This is a messenger RNA of Trifolium pratense (red clover), 1250 nucleotides long. RefSeq names its product beta-carotene hydroxylase 2, chloroplastic-like. Gene Ontology annotation, cellular component: chloroplast. Gene Ontology annotation, biological process: carotene metabolic process; xanthophyll biosynthetic process. Lineage: Eukaryota; Viridiplantae; Streptophyta; Magnoliopsida; Fabales; Fabaceae. The coding region runs from base 217 to 1155 and encodes 312 amino acids. Gene Ontology annotation, molecular function: iron ion binding; beta-carotene 3-hydroxylase activity. The record is from RefSeq and is a predicted model, not a curated record. The transcript has 7 exons.
ACCUUCAUCUUUUUUUUUUUGACGCAAAAAAAAAAACACCUCCAUCUUAAUAAAUGUCCUAAACACAUCCCAAAAGUUGUGGUCUCUGUUCUUCCUCCCUUUUUAAAAACCUUCAUUCCAACACCAAUUUCAUCUUCACAAUCACAUUCAUAUACAAUCCCUCUCUCAACACUUUUCACAACUACAAAACCAAGCAUCAAUUUUUCAAGCUAACCUAUGGCGGCAGGACUAACCGCCACAAUAACCUUACAACCCUUAAACCGUCACUAUAAACCUUUGUUUCCUCAUCUUCAAAAACAAACACCAACACUUAUUUUUUCCCCUUUAAGAUGUUUUUUACAUCAAAAAACAACCUUAAAAACCCAAAGAUUGAAAAACUUCACUCUUUGUGUUCUCAUGGAAGACCCAAAACAAGAUACCCAAAUGGAAAUUGAAGAUGAAAAAUCACCCCUUUUAGAGAAUAAUUAUGUUCCUCAAAUUGUGUCACAAAAAAUGGAAGAGAAAAUGAAAAGAAAAAAGUCAGAAAGGUUGACUUAUCUUGUUGCAGCUGUUAUGUCUAGUCUUGGUAUAACAUCUAUGGCUGUUUUGGCUGUUUAUUAUAGAUUUUCAUGGCAAAUGGAGGGUAGUGGAGAAAUUCCUUGGUCAGAAAUGUUUGGUACAUUUGCUCUAUCAGUUGGUGCUGCUGUGGGUAUGGAGUUUUGGGCUAGAUGGGCUCACAAGGCUCUUUGGCAUGCUUCCUUAUGGCACAUGCAUGAGUCCCAUCAUAGAGCAAGAGAAGGAGCUUUUGAGUUGAACGAUGUUUUUGCAAUAAUCAAUGCUGUCCCUGCUAUCGCUCUCCUUAACUUUGGUUUCUUCCACAAAGGCCUCAUCCCUGGUCUUUGCUUUGGUGCGGGUCUUGGGAUUACGGUGUUUGGGAUGGCCUACAUGUUUGUACACGACGGAUUGGUUCAUAAGAGAUUCUCAGUAGGACCCAUUGCCAAUGUGCCCUAUUUCAGAAGGGUAGCUGCUGCCCACAAACUUCACCAUUCAGACAAAUUCGAUGGGGUGCCAUAUGGGCUGUUUUUGGGACCAAAGGAACUUGAAGAGGUGGGAGGGUUAGAAGAGCUAGAGAAAGAGAUAAGUAGGAGGACAAAAUCAUACAAUAAUAGUUCAUGACAAAAGCAAACACUAAUCUAGAUAUGUUUUAAAAAGUUAUCAUUGUAAAGGAAAAUAUUGAAUGAAAUGAUAAAGAAAAAAUAGUUUUGCUUCCA